This is a messenger RNA of Penicillium roqueforti, 2715 nucleotides long. RefSeq lists its product as uncharacterized. NCBI's taxonomy places the organism in Eukaryota, Fungi, Ascomycota, Eurotiomycetes, Eurotiales, Aspergillaceae. Bases 1 to 2715 code for a protein of 904 amino acids. The transcript is spliced from 5 exons. Gene Ontology annotation, cellular component: fungal-type vacuole membrane. The record is from RefSeq and is a predicted model, not a curated record.
AUGGCUGACGAGGCAAACCGGCCUCUGCCAGCUAAGCAGUUGGGCUCCGACGAUCAGCCCAGGCCAUCAUAUCAAUUAUCAACAGAGUCAUCCCAUAUUUCGCAAAUAUCACCAUCUCAUUCAGACGAGGCCACCAUGGCAGAUUCGAACCCACGUCUGUUGGAGGAGCAGUCCAGCCCUAUUACACGGCCUUCGGAGCGAACAUCCGUCGACGAGCCUAGGCCAUCAUAUGAAUUAUCAUCAGAAUCAACACCUCUAUUGCACCGCCGUGAUGCUGAUGAAUUGGUAUACGGGACCGAACAAGGAUCGCUGCGAUCCCCGUCAUUCGCAUCACAGAACCCGCCCGAGGGUGGCGCCGUCAAGAAGCGGGGCCGUGUACCAUGGCCGACGGUCAUCUCUCUCUCUAUUCUAACAAUCAGUGUUUUGACGAUACUGGUAUUUGCCUUUGCUGCUCCCGCAGCCGUCAAAGAAUAUGCGCAAGAAGCCGCUGUCUUCAAACCGACCGCAGUAUCAAUCGAUUCUACAACAUCUGACGGCGUUCGAGCCCGGAUUCAGGGCGACUUUAUGAUGGACUCGGGCCGCGUGAAGAAUAAGUCGGUUCGAGGCAUUGGUCGACUGGCGACAUGGAUAGCCAGGGAAGUUGAGACGGGUCCAUCAAAUGUCGAAGUUUAUCUCCCAGAAUAUGGGAAUGUGCUUGUUGGAAACGCAGCAUUGCCCUCCAUCAAAGUGGACAUCCGCAACGGCCGUCAUACCAAUGUUGACUUCCUCACCGAUCUAGAGGCGGGUGACAUUCGAGGAAUCCACGCGAUAGCUCUUGAUUGGAUUGAGGGAAGAUUGGGCCGCCUUAGUGUUAAGGGCAAGGCGACAAUGCAUCUCAAGUCAGGCUUGUUCGCUUUGGGAACUCAAGUCCUAACACACAAUAUCAUCAUUGAAGAACAUGAUUUCCCUGUUCUGCCAAGGAUCAAUAUUCUCAAGCUGAAUGCGCGUGAUGCAAGCAGUGGUGGCAUGGCAGUGGAUGUCUUACUUUCAUCUUCGAUUGAUUCUCCUGUCGCUCUCACUGUUCCUGCCCUCGGAUUUGAUAUUCUUGUGCCGAACUGUUCACCCGGGGAUCCUUAUAUUCUGGUUGCCGAGGCGAAGACAAGUACGAUAGACGUUCAGCCUGGCCAGAUGACCGCAGUCGGCGUUGAUGGUUUCAUCCAACGAUUACCCGAUGAAUUGACCUCUACCUGCCCAGGACGGGAGGGUUCUCCUCUGGAUCUUUUAGUUUCGAGCUUUAUGCAAGGUCUCGAAACAACUAUCUACAUCCGUGGGUCUGAUGCACCAUCACUCAGUACCCCGGCUUGGAUUGUCAAUCUACUGCGCAGCGUGACUAUGCCUCUUCCAUUUACGGGACAUGCGCUGGACAACCUCGUGAAGAACUUCACGAUGUCCGAUACACAUUUCUCCCUUCCUAACCCUUUCGCAGAGCCAGAUUCUCCAGACUCACAACCCACAGUGUCUGCUCUAGUGAAGGUUCUUAUUGCUCUGCCAGAGGAGAUGAAUUUCCAAAUCGAAGUCCCGCAAGUUCGUGCCCUUGCAGAUGUCUACUACAAGGAAGAGAAGUUCGGUGUGUUGAAUAUCAGCCACUGGCAAGACGCCAACUCCACAUUGGUGAAUGAUCAAGAUGGCUCCUCUGCACUCCUUGUGGAGUUUGCAAUCAAGGAUGCACCAUUAGAAGUCACAGAUGAUGAACUUUUGGCAGAAGUCAUCCAAGCAAUGCUGUUCGGUAGCGAAACAGUCGUGCUCCGGGUUGCUGCCAGCGUAGACACAAAGGUCUCAACUGGUUUGGGCCGCUUCGCCUUGCGAGGGAUUCCUGCGGAAGGGGAGGUACCCGUGAAGACUUCCAUCGGCAACUCACUUGACCACCUCAAUCCACGCAUCGUCUCAUUACAACUAGGAGACACGACUGAAUUUUCGAUGUUGGUGUCUGCGCAGGCGAACUUUACUAAUCCAACGAAUUACUCGGCUACAGUCCCCUUCGUUGACCUUCUUGUACUCUACAAUGACACUGUUGUAGCCCACCUCACCGCUCAUAAUAUCUCUGUUGGGCCUGGUAACAACAGUUAUGUGCCCGUCGACUUCUUUUGGUGUCCGUUGGACGAAGCUGGAGCAGAUGGCGUUGAGGCAGGGCGGGCGCUGCUUUCAUCCUAUGUAUCAGGCUUGAAUACAACAAUCACCAUCAAGAGCUAUCGAAACACGAUUCCAUCUCUACCAAACCUGGGCGAAGCAUUAUCAGUCCUCAACAUCACUGUUCCUAUCCCUCGCAUAUCUAUUCCGGGUUCCCCAGGCAGCGAUGAUGAUGACAACAAGCCUCAUUUUAUCCAAGAUGCAACGUUCUAUCUCUGGUCCUCCACGGCAGAAUUCACCCUUUCCUCACCUCUAACGGAGAGCAAUGUUCUAAUCACCUCAAUCGACGCAACGGCUUUCUAUGAGGAAAAUGAGCCAAUCGGCCGGAUUAAUAACCGUGAUCCCUUUGCGGUGCCUCCUGGUAUCUCCAAGAGCCCACGCUUGCCAGUUGAUCUUGAUAUGGGUGGGGUUGGUUAUGACGCCCUGCGCAAGGCCCUUGGUCAGUCGUUGGAGAUGGAUGCUGUCGCUAAGGUCGGAGUGCUGAUUGGCAACUACAUGGAUAUCAUUUUCUAUCAUGGAAAAGGAAUUUCGGCUAGAGUGAGGUUCUAG